ACCACUGACGAACCCAAUGUGUUCCACCGACGACAGUGACUCGUCGCCGGAGAAGUUAAACACAACGCCGGAUUCAAUCCGACAAAAGAGUCUUCCAAACAUCUCAAUACACUGGUCCUAUCACGCCGAUAAACCCUCCAAUUCUUUCCCAGACGUUUUCUUUGUAUUUAUCCCCAUCACUUUCAGCUUUCUUCGUUAUAAAUUCACCAAAUUCUCAUUAUUCCAAUCUUCAAUCGUGACGCCAUGAAUAAACUUAUCUUCUUCUUCAUCUUCUGGUUUUCCUAUGGAAGGGUGUUAUCAGAAAUCCAUGCUAGCUUACCACCAAGAGGUUGGAAUUCAUAUGAUUCCUUUUGUUGGACCAUUUCUGAAGAUGAAUUCCUGCAGAAUGCUCAACUUGUUUCCCAGAAACUACAUGCUCAUGGCUAUGAGUAUGCAGUGGUGGAUUACCUUUGGUACAGAAAGUUAGUCCCAGGUGCUUAUGUUGAUUCGCUUGGGUUCGAUGUGAUUGAUGAAUGGGGGAGGGUGAUUCCGGACCCUGGUCGGUGGCCUUCAUCGAAAGGCGGCAAAGGGUUCACCGAAGUAGCCAAGAAAGUUCACGACAUGGGUUUGAAGUUCGGAUUCCAUAUAAUGAGAGGCAUAAGCACACAAGCUGUCAAUGCAAACACCCCAAUCUUAGACAUCACAACGGGUAAAGCGUAUGUGGAGUCGGGAAAGGUUUGGCAUGCAAAAGAUAUCGGGAUAAAAGAGAGGGCUUGCGGGUGGAUGAAAAAUGGUUUCAUGAGUGUCGACACUUCACUUGGAGCCGGAAGAGCGUUUUUGAGGUCUCUUCAUCAUCAAUAUGCCGAAUGGAAUGUAGAUUUUGUAAAACAUGAUUGUGUGUUUGGCGAAGAUUUGGAUCUAAAUGAGAUAGAGACUGUUUCAGAGAUCUUGAAGGAACUUGAUCGCCCGAUUCUUUAUUCGCUUUCACCCGGAACUAGUGUCACACCGGCCAUGGCUAAGCAAGUGGCUCCCCUCGUUAACAUGUAUAGAGUAACAGGAGACGAUUGGGAUAACUGGGGAGACGUUGCUGCCCAUUUUGACGUUUCGAGAGAUUUUGCAGCUGCUAGUAUGGUAGGAGCCAAAGGUUUGUUGGGAAACUCGUGGCCCGAUCUGGAUAUGCUUCCACUCGGGUGGCUUACGGACCCAGGAUCCAAUGAAGGUCCACACCGGAUGUCGAAACUUAGUCUAGACGAACAAAAGACUCAAAUGACUUUAUGGUCUAUGGCUCGAUCUCCGUUGAUGUUCGGUGGAGAUAUGAGAAAGCUCGACGAUGCCACAUAUGGACUCAUCACCAAUCCAACUCUAUUGGAAAUCAACUCUUUUAGCUCAAAUAAUAAGGAGUUUCCUUAUAUAACAAGCACAACGGACCUCCGGUUCUUGGAGCAAGGUUCGAACUUUCAAACAAGAAGUUUAAAAGAGGCGGGUUCAUCGGAAAAACUUGUUUUAGGGUUCUCGAGUUGUCAUGAUUCCCAGGCCAAAGGUUGGUAUAAGGAUCUUGAACGGGUUUGUUGGCGAUGGCAUUCAAGAAGCGAAAAGGUCGAACCUUUUUGUUUAUACAAGACAGAACCUCUUCUGCAAUCGGAUGAGGGUGUUGCAUACAGCGGGAAAUAUCAAGGAAAAUUUCACCUACGUGCGAGAAAUAGAGCUGGGUUUUGCUUCGAUACUUCAUCAAAACGGAGACUUACUUCGAAAGAGCGUAAAAGAGCAUCGUUUUCACCUUGCAGACUGGAUACCAAUCAGAUGUGGGAGCUAAGCAACAAUGGAACGCUCGUGAACGGUUAUUCGGGUUCGUGUGCUUCUAUCAAAGCAACGAAAGCCGAUGCCAGUCCCGGAGGAAUUCGAUCGUGGAUUGCAACCGGAAAGAAAGGUGAGAUUUAUCUUUCCUAUUUCAACUUGAAUCCCGCAAGAACGGUUAUUUCCACGACCUUAUCGAAUCUCUCAAAAGCGUUUCCGACCAUCAAUUUCCGCUCGUGUUCAUGCAAAGAGGUUUGGAGCGGUAAAGAUUACGGAUCGUUACAACAUUCUCUCUCGGUGUCCGUAGAUUCGCAUGGUUGCGCCCUUUUCGUCUUGACUUGCACUUAAUCCCGUGGGAAAACACGCUCACGUUCCUUUUAUGUGGGAUUUACUGGUUUCGUUUGAUUUAGUUCAAUUUGC
Cynara cardunculus var. scolymus (artichoke) is the source of this 2193-nucleotide messenger RNA. Its product is annotated as alpha-galactosidase. Bases 244 to 2121 code for a protein of 625 amino acids. NCBI's taxonomy places the organism in Eukaryota, Viridiplantae, Streptophyta, Magnoliopsida, Asterales, Asteraceae. Gene Ontology annotation, biological process: carbohydrate metabolic process. The record is from RefSeq and is a predicted model, not a curated record. The transcript is spliced from 13 exons. Gene Ontology annotation, molecular function: hydrolase activity, hydrolyzing O-glycosyl compounds.